AGUUUGAUUGUUCGACUGCGUGGUGUGUGCCCACCAGCCUCUGCUAACGUAUUCUCGACCCUGGUUCGAUUCCCACGCCUGUCGAUAUGGACAACAUAUUUCCGGAUGAUGAUGAGACCACAGCAGUGGAACCUCCGACAAAGCCGGUGAAGCCCAUGAAACGGAAAAGAGCAGAGGAAGAAGAUGCCUCCUCCUCCUCGUCAUCUUCAUCAUCAUCAAGUGAUGAAUCGUCGUCAUCAUCAUCAUCGUCUGACUCGGAUUCUGAUUCCUCUGAGUCUGAGGAGACCCCUACUCCAGCCAAGAAGAAGGCUCGGCCAUCAUCAGCUGUAGAAGUGGUGCAGCCAGGGGAGGAGUCGGAAAAGGCGAUGUACGUGGCUGCAACUGGCGAGGGCGAUCAGAAGGAGUUUGUGUGGCGCGUGACGGAUGACGUGAAGGUUAAGGCUAAGUUAUGGAAGGGCAUGGUGUUUAUGGAUAUAAGGAAGUAUUUCGAUGAAGGUCGCAAGCCCACACAGAAAGGUGUCUUCCUCAACGUUGAGAAGUACGAGAAAACAAUGGCACGGCAGGAGAUGGUCACAGCCGCUCUAAAAUGGCUGGAUGAGGGUGGUCGAGCUAAGUCGCCGGUCCUUACGGGAGUGCUUCGCAAUGAUUCCACUUUCAUCGACCCCGACGGUGCUAUUAUCAUGGAAAUCGAUAAGGGCCUCAAGUUGAAGGUAUAUUCGUUCAAGGGCAUGUACUUAGUUGACAUCCGCUCGUACUUCAAGGGCAACGCUACGAAGAAGGGGAUUAGUCUUAAACCCGACGUGUAUUUCAAGAUUGCCAAUUGGACAGAUUGGUCGAAAGCGGUUGCUGUCGUUAAGAAGGUGAAUAAUCUGCCAGUGAAUUGAAGGUAAAUGAUGAUGACGUUGCUUGCUUUCGUACGGUUCGAUUUCGGCC
Perkinsus marinus ATCC 50983 is the source of this 933-nucleotide messenger RNA. RefSeq lists its product as hypothetical. Gene Ontology annotation, molecular function: transcription coactivator activity; DNA binding. The transcript has 8 exons. Lineage: Eukaryota; Perkinsozoa; Perkinsida; Perkinsidae. The record is from RefSeq and is a predicted model, not a curated record. Gene Ontology annotation, biological process: positive regulation of transcription initiation by RNA polymerase II. Bases 87 to 884 code for a protein of 265 amino acids.